Messenger RNA from Meira miltonrushii, 339 nucleotides. RefSeq lists its product as uncharacterized. The transcript has a single exon. NCBI's taxonomy places the organism in Eukaryota, Fungi, Basidiomycota, Exobasidiomycetes, Exobasidiales, Brachybasidiaceae. Bases 1 to 339 code for a protein of 112 amino acids. The record is from RefSeq and is a predicted model, not a curated record.
AUGUUUACCUUCAAGAUCUUAUUGCCCUUUUGGCUUUUGCUCAUUUGCAGUAUGCCUUUAAUCAUUGCUCUUCAAGACCUUGAACACAAACGUCUGACGAACAAAGUUUCUAGGGAAGAAAACAAAGCUCGAAAUUCUUUUGAUGUAUCUAUGAGAGCUCAACAACGAGCAAACAAUAGUCGCUUCGGUAUCACAAGAGCUUUUCAUAAUGCUUUCAGUCAAAAUAGAUGGAAAUCUUAUGAGCGACAUAAUUCUGCUGCUCAACGAAAUCAGGCUGACUUGGCUAGCCAUUCGUAUAGAACCAAAAGAUUUGAUACACCAACUGUUUGGCGAAAAUGA